CUUAUUUUCCAGGUUUUUAUUUACGUACUUUUAUUUUCUUCAAUCAAAUUAAAAUGAUUCAAACACCUUUUAAUAUUCUUGGUUGAAAUGUAUUCCUUUCUGUUUUCUCAGGUGUUUUUGGAGUAGUGGCCAUGUUGUUUCUGAUUCUAGUUUUCUGAUAUCCGUGUCUUUAUUUGAUUCAGGCAAACAGUGAGCGGACCGGCUACAUCCUUAGGACUUUACAGUAAUAAUAAACCAGAUGUGUGUGUGAUGUGUGUGUUUUCUGUCGGGUUUCAAUCCUGACUGAGGACUCUGACGGCGGCAGGGACAAUCUGUCCCCCCCGCUCCGCCUCGGCUGCCAGGACGGAUCCACGGUCGGGUGUGAACGGCCAUCACUGCUGCCGCCUCCCACUUUCACACGAACUGUAUGAGUUUUCACACACUGCUGGUCAGCAGCGGGUCCGUCAGCAGAUUGCAGCUGAUUUGGGAGGAAAGAUGUUGGAUUGACAGCUGCUGGUCUCUUUGAGCUGCUGACACACCAGCCUGUAAACAUCUGGACACAUCUGGACUGUAAACACAGAUUUGGACCAGCAGUGACGGCGUGGGGAGUGGAAACCCUCUGCAGAAGUUUAUGGAUCAUCAGCCAGACGCAGCGGUGAAACCGAACCCUGCAGACACCCAACACCUGAGAGAGGAAACUCCACAGUGGGUCUGCUGUCUGAGUGAGCGACCCGGAGAGCUUCAGGCUGGAGUUCUGCUCUACAUCAACCAGAGCCGGUUGCCUAGCAACGGAGGCUGCCCUCCCCCGCCUCCAUCACGUCCAGUUUCCACCUGCUGCUGGCCGGAUGAUGACAAACGCACCGGGAGCAGCUGCUGAGAUCUCUCUGGAGUCAUGAAGGAGUUCCUGUUUGUCCUCCUGCUGGCCGCCGAGUCGUCCUGCAUGUUUCUGAACUGGACAUGUGAUCGAAGCUGCGUUUGCCAUGGAGACCUUAAGUUCACCACCUGCUCACAUGACGACCUCACCCAGCUUCCCGUCAAAGUCCCGCCCUCCACCGAACUCCUGGACCUGUCCAACAACCUCAUCUCCGUUGUCCCCAAACACGUCUUCAGCAGCAACCGCAAGCUGAGGGUUCUUCUGCUGCAGAACAACAACAUCAGUCUGGUGGAGGACAGCGGCUUCGCCCAGCUGGAGUUCCUGCAGAAGCUGGACCUGAGCUGGAACCGGAUCUCCGUUCUCACCGAGGGAUUCUCCGUCGGCCUGGCCUUCCUGCGGGAGCUACAGUUGUCCCACAACCAGCUGACUGGCCUGGAUAGUCGGAGUUUCCUCCACCUGGACGGCUUGCAGAGGUUAAACCUGACCAACAACAGCAUCCAGAGCAUGGAGGUGAGAUCGUUCUCCUCCAUGAGCAGCCUGCGUCAGCUCCACCUGCAGGACAACCAGCUGACGUCUCUGCGGAGCGGCACCUUCUCCAUGCUGCGCUCCCUGGAGGUCCUCAACCUCGCCGGCAACCAGAUCCAUGAGAUGGAAUUAUUGGUGUUCAACCCGCUCACCAGCAUGACCUUACUGAACCUGGCCGAUAACCAGCUGUCCACCAUCUGCUUCAAGACCUUCCUGAGCAUCCAAACCUACAGCACCCACAUCCUGCUGCGGGGAAACCCCUGGAACUGCGACUGCGAGCUGCAGAGGGUUUUCAGGAAGCUGCGCAGCAUCCAGAGGAUCUUCCUGGACGACUACUACAACCUGACUUGCAGGGAGCCGGCCGUCCUGCACAACCACCGGCUGAUGGAGGUGGACACUGAGCUGUGCAUUGCUGAGACGGUCACCGUGCUCAUCAUCACCAUCACCGUGGUGAUAACCGUGCUGGCCGCUAUGCUUAUGGGCGAGAGGAAGAAGAAGAAGAGGAGGAAGGGGCUGCACUGGACGCAGCAGGGGGAAUUUUCAGAUGACUCGGAUUUCUGAAGCAGCGUGGUUUAUUUUCCUGUAAACUUUUGCUGGAUGUUCAUUUACACCUAAAGUGAAACUCAACGGUGUUCGUUUGCCUUGAAAUCUUGCUAGUGGCGGUUCUUACAUGGACAAGACCCUCCCUCGGUGGUCUCUUAACCAAUCAAAAUACAAGAAAUCUAAAUUCUUGGAUGGUCAAAAGGAAGUGCAAUCCUGCAGAGAGCCUCUAAAAUAAUCUCCAUAUCCAGACAGACUGAACACGCAUGACAGGAAUAAAAGAAAACUUUCAAAACGGAACUGAUAAGAUUGGACGAUAUGGAUUUAUUUUGUGAUAUUAUUGUGACAACUAUAAAAAUUAUGAUAAAAAACACUAAUUAUCUACACAGGAUAUUGUUCUUGAAAGCAUUCUCAUUUUAUUAGGCUUAUUCAGGACGCAACUUACUUAAAAAGUGUGAUUCAUAUAAUUAGAAUUCACUCAGUAACUGCAAUUAAUCGUACUUUUGAAUUGACUCAUAUUUAUUGAUAUUCCUGUUGAACAGAAAGUGGGGAAAAUAGCAAAAAUA
Molecule: messenger RNA, 2484 nt
Organism: Poecilia latipinna (sailfin molly)
Lineage: Eukaryota; Metazoa; Chordata; Actinopteri; Cyprinodontiformes; Poeciliidae
Product: insulin-like growth factor-binding protein complex acid labile subunit
Exons: 4
Coding region: 872-1939 (355 amino acids)
Molecular function (GO): protein binding
Source: RefSeq, a predicted model, not a curated record